This is a messenger RNA of Drosophila ananassae, 1267 nucleotides long. Its product is annotated as mitochondrial dicarboxylate carrier. Bases 391 to 1125 code for a protein of 244 amino acids. Lineage: Eukaryota; Metazoa; Arthropoda; Insecta; Diptera; Drosophilidae. Gene Ontology annotation, biological process: succinate transmembrane transport; malate transmembrane transport; thiosulfate transport. The record is from RefSeq and is a predicted model, not a curated record. Gene Ontology annotation, molecular function: malate transmembrane transporter activity; oxaloacetate transmembrane transporter activity; antiporter activity. The transcript is spliced from 4 exons.
AUGGCUUUGAUUUUAUUGUAGUCAUGAUUUACACCUUAGAAAAUAAAAUAGACAAAAUUCCAAAUAUAGAGAACUCUACGUUCAGACUAUAAAUCGACAUUAAGAAAGACUCGGCGCAAUUCCAAAUGGGGAAGAAUCGAUGUUCCAAAAUCACAACGAUUGACGGUUUCAGCUGAUUCACAGGUUCUAGCUCGGCACACAGAUCCCAUCUGGAGAAGUGCUUGCUAUAUCGGAUAGAAAUAUUGAUGGAUAUUUGAGUUCAAGCUGGCGCUUUAUGACAAUGCCACAGAAGAAGACACUCGCUCGAUCCAUCCCCCCUGGUGGAGUGGUGGUGUAGCUGGUGCUUGUUGUCAGUUUGUAACGGCGCCUCUUGAUCUAAUUGAGUCGCGUAUGGUGGUCGAUAUAGAAAAGCGUGGGUUGAUUACCAAUAUGGAAUGGGCUAUUAAAAGACAUGGCUUCUUUUCCCUGUAUGAUGGCAUGACUGCGCAGCUAAUGAGGCAGCUUACCUACUCGACGCUGCGGUUCCACUUGUAUCAGAUGGGAAAGCAGCGGUUCGAUGAUUCCAGAUACUUUCAAAAGUGCCUAUUGGCCACAUUUUCGGGAGGCAUAGCCAGUUCUGUGGGAAUUCCCACCGAGUUAGUCAAUACCAGAAUGCAUAUAGAUAGAGCCCUACCAAAGGAUCAGAGACGGAACUACCGCCACGUUUUUCAUGGGUUGUAUCGUGUUUGGAGUGACGAGGGAUUCUCGGCACUGUACAAGGGCGGUCUCUUCUCAAUAAUGCGUUCUUCGCUGGUCACCGUUGGCCAGAUCGCAUCCUAUGAUCAGGCCAAGGAGUUCUACAUGCGAUCCUUUCAUUUCAAACACGAUCAAACAGAGCUGCACGUGAUUAGCUCUGUGACUGCUGCCUUUAUAUACGGACCACUGAUCCAGCCAAUCGAAAACUUUCGGACCCUUCAAAUGACCAGCUCCGGAAAUAUGUCGGCGUACUUCCGGCAUUUAAUCCACUUCGGGAAGCGAGGACUUUUUCGGGGAUUGGUGCCUUGUUUGCUGCGAACAGUGCCGAAUGCGAUCAUUAUGUUUUUACUCUUCGAACAGUUUCGUGUACGUUUUGGAAAUAGGUAUUAGGAACCCUUCGGCUACCCUUUGGCUAUAAGUUUUUCUGCAGUUUCCAGUGAAUCGAGAUACAUAUGAAAGUGGCCCAUAUACAAUGUUAUUCAACUAAAUUUUUUGACGUUCAAUAAAUAAAAUCAAUUUUCUACAAUAGUAA